Messenger RNA from Punica granatum (pomegranate), 4071 nucleotides. NCBI's taxonomy places the organism in Eukaryota, Viridiplantae, Streptophyta, Magnoliopsida, Myrtales, Lythraceae. The record is from RefSeq and is a predicted model, not a curated record.
UUCAUUCGAAGCAUAAAUUUUUCUGAUUCUCCACUCGACCUUUUGGUAUAUUCUCUGGUUCGAUUCUCUUCGCCGCGGCAAUAUAAUCGUCCCUCGCUUCAUAGGCCUCCAUCUGUACUCUUCUUCGCCUCCUACCCGAGCGCCGGAACCUCCCCCAGUCCUCCUCGAGAUCUCCCUCAGGGUGUUGCUUUGCCGGCAGAUGGUUCUUGGCAUAUUGGCGAGGUUCUGUCUAGGGUCGUUAUAACAUUCAGCUGCCAUGAUAAAAUAAAGUUGGAUUGAUAACUAUGGCAAAUAGCAAUUUUUUCGGCCGUGCCUUUCAGUUUUCACUUUUAUUGAAUUUGGGUUCAUGAUGAACAUCAACAUGCAGUAGGCUAGAUACCUUGUCCCAGGGCCAGUUUAUUGUUUUCAUACUCUGGCUCUCAAGAUAUCCUCUUGGGUGGACACUGUUUCAAUCUGAACCCCAGAGGGUUGCAAUUGGUGCUUCUUUUAAACUAAUUAUAAAGUGAAGAAGCAUUGUCGUGCAUACAAGCAAUGGAGUUAUUAGUUUCUCCACAAGGGCAUAAGCAGAAUAUGCAGAAUAAUGGUCGAAAAAUUUUACCAGUGGGAGCCCAGAAAGAUCUUUGGCUUAUUGUUCGAGAAGGGUCUUUAGCUGAUGUGGAUUCAGCAUUGGCAUUACUGAAGAAGAGUGGGGGAAACAUCAAUGCAAGAAACUCUUUUGGUCUUACUCCUCUUCAUAUUGCAACAUGGAGAAAUCAUAUUCCCAUUGUCAGGAGGCUUCUUGGUGCUGGCGCUGAUCCUGAUGCUAGGGAUGGAGAGUCAGGAUGGAGCAGCCUCCACAGGGCACUGCAUUUUGGCCAUCUUGCUGUGGCAAGCAUUCUUCUUCAGUCUGGUGCUUCUAUCAUGUUGGAGGAUUCUAAAUCCCGAACACCUGUUGAUCUGCUUUCUGGACCUAUCUCCCAGGUUGUUGGAAGUGGACGUGAUUCUGUGGCUACUGAGGUUUUUAGCUGGGGAAGCGGUGCAAACUAUCAGCUCGGGACUGGAAAUGCAUGCAUCCAAAAGCUGCCAUGCAAGGUUGAAUCUCUCCAUGUUUCUUUGAUCAAGUUAGUUUCUGCAGCAAAGUUCCACAGCGUUGCUGUUAGUGCUCGUGGGGAAGUUUUCACAUGGGGUUUUGGAAGAGGUGGCAGGCUUGGGCAUCCUGAUUUUGAUAUCCACAGUGGUCAAGCUGCAGUUAUCACUCCUCGCCAAGUGACUUCUGGACUAGGAUGCCGAUGUGUGAAAGCCAUUGCAGCAGCUAAACACCACACAGUUAUUGCUACUGAGGCUGGGGAAGUAUUCACCUGGGGAUCUAACAGAGAGGGACAACUUGGGUACACUUCUAUCGAUACUCAGCCUACUCCCCGCAGAGUUAGUUCUCUAAAGUCGAAAAUAGUUGCUGUCGCCGCAGCAAAUAAACACACAGCUGCUGUUUCGGAAUGUGGUGAAGUCUUCACAUGGGGCUGCAAUAGGGAAGGCCAGCUUGGCUAUGGAACUUCUAAUUCAGGAUCAAAUUACAUCCCAAGACUGGUUGAAUAUUUGAAGGGGAAACGUUUUGAGAAAGUUGCAGCUGCAAAGUAUCAUACAGUUGUUCUUGGAGCUGAUGGGGAGGUGUUUACCUGGGGUCAUCGGCUUGUUACCCCAAAGCGUGUGGUCAUUGCUAGGAAUCUUCGAAAAAGUGGGCCUAUGCCUCUGAAGUUUCAUAGCUCGGAAAAAUUGCAUGUUUCAGCUAUUGCUGCAGGGAUGACGCACAGCAUGGCUCUUUCAGAUGAUGGCACAUUAUUUUACUGGGUGUCGUCUGAUCCUGAUCUCCGAUGCCAACAGCUGUACUCGCUGUGCCAAAGAAAUAUUGUUAGCAUUUCCGCUGGAAAGUACUGGUCUGCUGCAGUUACUGCUACAGGUGAUGUUUAUAUGUGGGAUGGUAAAAAGGGCACAGAUAAGCCACCUGUGCUGACAAGAUUACAUGGUGCGAAGAGGGCAACAUCCAUAUCUGUUGGUGAAACCCAUUUACUGAUCAUCGGGUCUCUUUACCAACCUCCUUACCCCACGAAUGUGGCCAAGCAUCUACCUCAGGAUGACAAGCUGAGGAUGGGAGAUGAUGAGGAUCAGCUUGAUGAGGGGUUUCUUUUUGAUGAUGUGGAAUCUGCUGAAAACUUACCUUCUGUAGUGCACAAUGAAGAUACUACAGAGAGGACUAUACCGAGUUUAAAAAGCCUUUGUGAAAAAGUGGCAGCAGAGCAUCUAGUUGAACCACGAAAUGCUAUCCAACUGCUUGAAAUUGCCGAUUCACUUGAAGCUGAUGACCUGAGAAAGCACUGUGAGGAUAUCGUCAUUAGAAACCUGGACUAUAUAUUUGCAGUUUCAUCACAGAGCAUUGCGGGUACUUCUCCAGAAAUCUUAGCCAACCUUGAGAAGUUGUUGGACUCAAGGUCCUCAGAGCCAUGGAGUUUUCGGCGCCUUCCUACACCAACCGCUACAUUUCCUGCGGUUGUUGAUAGUGAAGAAGAGGAUUAUGAAGUUGAGCUGAUAAGGACCCGUAGCAGCGAGCUCAAGAAAUCUUUCUCAAAGAAUGGUAAUCAGUACUUUGACUCCUUUUUACAACCCAAGCAUGACCUUGAUGAGGGUAUCAGCAAACAGGUUCGGGCUUUAAGGAAAAAGUUGCAGCAAAUUGAGAUGCUGGAAGAGAAGCAAUCCAAGGGGCAUCAUCUUGAUCAACAGCAGAUAGCAAAACUUAAGACUCGGGCUGUCCUUGAGUGCUCACUCUUUGAGCUUGGUGUACCAGUGGAGAUAGUGAAUCCAAAACCUCUAUCACUUGGUUCUUCAGAUGGAAAAGGAAUUAAGAAGGCUGAAGUAUCUAAGAAACAGAGAAAAAAGAGCAAGAAGCAGGCAUUGCAAACAGAAAAUAUGUCUGGAGUUAGCCUCCUGGAUGAUGAAGCAAGGCUUACUGAAGGAUUUCAGCUUGAGGAGUCUGAAGUUAUCCAGGUUUCCAAGGAUGAGGAGGAUAGUCCUACACUUGAAGAAAAAGUGGUCAAUGAAGUGAUGAAAGAGCCUCCGGUUAUUCAAAAGAAGGAAGUCCAAGAACUACCCAAAAACAAGACAACCCCAACAUCAUCCAAGAAAAAGAGUAAAAAAGGGGGUCUUUCGAUGUUCUUAAGUGGUGCUCUUGAUGAUGUCCCUAAAGAACCACCACCACCUCCAACACCCAAAAGUGAGGGCCCUGCGUGGGGCGGAGCCAAGGUUCCAAAAGGAUCGGCCUCUCUUCGCGAAAUACAGGAUGAACAGAAAAAGUUUGAGGGAGUACAAAUACCGAGUAGCAAAACUAGGGCAGUGGAUGCUAUGGACAACAACAAAACUGAAGGUAAAAUAAGUCUCAGUUCGUUUAUUUCUUCCAACCCGAUACCUGUGGUCCAGCCUUGUUCUUCACAUGCUGCUGAUGCCGAAAAAGGCACCCCUCCUUGGGCUGCUUCGGGAACCCCACCUCAUCCUUCUCGGCCAUCUCUCAGAGAUAUACAAAUGCAGCAGGGCAAAAAACAGCAGAGCCUCUCCCACAGCCCAAAGACCCGAACAACAGGAUUUGCGGUUUCUUCAGGACAGGGCUCCCCUUCGGACUCGAGUGGGGUGAACCGCUGGUUCAAGCCAGAAACCGAAGCUCCGUCAUCUAUCCGUUCAAUCCAGAUAGAAGAGAAAGCGAUGAAGGACCUCAAGCGCUUCUACGGAAGUGUAAAGAUAGUCAGCAAGAAUCAGUUUUAAGAGAGGCCAUCGGGAGUCGAUGCGGAACAAUCACUUGCUCACCAUUUCGGUUUAGAUGUCAGGCCUAGGCAUAUAGAUGAAAAGCACUCAUGUAAAUUUUACUGUACAGAAAUUGCCCCAAUUGUACAUUGUCUUUUUAACUUAGAUUAGAAAAAAAGGUACUUUUGGUGGAACCUUCAUCCGGCAAAAUAAGGGGUCUCAGACUUUUCAUGUAUCGGCACUGAGAUCAGAAUUGUAUCAUAAGAGAUCCAGGUAGAUUGAAAAUUGAAGUUAUAAUUGCCGUAUAAA